AUGGUACUUCCUUUUAAGGUUUACAUAGUCUAUUUAGGGCACAAUCAGAAUAAAGCUCCUGAUCUCACUUCAAAACAUCAUCUCCAACUUCUUAGCACUGUGUUUACAAGCAAAAAAGACGCGAAGCAAGCCAUGCUGUAUAGCUACAAGCAUGGAUUCUCAGGUUUUUCAGCAACACUAAAUUCAACACAAGCACAGGUCCUAUCAAAUACAAAGGGAGUGAUAUCAAUUUUCAAAAGCAAGACAGUACAUUUGCAUACGACCAGGAGCUGGGAUUUUCUUGGUCUUAGCAUGGACUACAGUACUGAAAAGGCAACUCCAAUGUGGCAGCAAGCCUAUGGUGGUGACGUAAUCGUUGGAGUUUUUGAUACAGGUAUAUGGGCAGAGUCACAUAGUUUCCGGGAAGAACCAGGGAUGGGACCUGUUCCUGCAUCGUGGAAAGGUAAAUGUGUAUCCGGCGAGCACUUCGACCCGGCCACAGCUUGUAACCGCAAGCUCAUCGGGGCAACCUACUACCUCGGAGGAUUCGAGCGCCGUUAUGGGAAAUUGAACAAGACCCGCAACCUGGAAUACGAAUCCCCUCUGGACGCGGUUGGCCACGGCACCCACGUAGCUUCCACCGCAGUGGGGUCGGUGGUGAAAAACGCCAGCUUCUUGGGUGGUUUUGGACAGGGAACGGGGAGGGGUGGCGCCCCCAGGGCGCGGCUGGCCGUCUACAAAGUCUGCUGGAACGUGAAUUUGGAGGGGAGAUGCACAGAAGCGGAUAUUAUGGCGGCCUUCGACAAGGCAUUGCACGAUGGGGUGAACGUGAUAUCGGGAUCGUUCGGGCUAAGGCCACCCCUGAGAGCCUUCUUCGCAACGGCGGCUUCAAUCGGAUCCUUCCACGCCAUGCAAAUGGGAGUGAGCGUGGUGUUCUCGGCGGGCAACAGCGGUCCGGACCCGUCUCUGGUGGAGAACGUGUUCCCCUGGUCCAUCUCCGUAGCUGCUUCAACUAUUGAUCGAAGUUUUCCAACUCGGAUUGUUUUGGACUGCGCACUUUCUUUUCUGGGUGAAGGCUUCGUGGCCCAUCCAAUAACAGCAAUAUUGUCCAACGCCAGCAAUUAUUUUUCCAGUGGGGUUUGCAGAACAGAGAGCGUUAAAAAUGUAACAGCAAAAGCAGAUGGAAAGAUAAUCCUAUGCUUCUCGAGCGUGGGAUCAGUAAGGAGGGAAGAGGCGGAGGCAGCAGCAAGAAAUAGAAGUGCAGCAGGGCUCAUCUUUGUGGAGCCUUUGAGUAGGCCGUUCCCUGAUAUUACCAUUCUCCCUCUGCUGCUCCUUGACAUCAUUCAAGGCACCAAAAUGGCUCAAUAUCUGUCUCGUCGUCCUCCCACAAUACAGAUAUUUCCCAGUAAAACGGUUCUGAAAAGGGCUCCAGCACCCAUAGUCGCGGACUUCUCUUCUAGAGGGCCAAGUUCUAUCUCCCCUGAUUUUCUCAAGCCAGACAUAAGCGCUCCAGGAAUCAACAUAUUGGCAGCAUGGCCUCCAAUGUCUCCUCCAACUCCGACUCUAGAUGACCGGCGUUCCGUUGAUUGGAAUUUCCAAUCUGGGACUUCUAUGUCAUGUCCUCACGUGUCAGGUGUUGUUGCUCUUCUUAAAUCUGCUCAUCCUGACUGGUCUCCUGCUGCAAUUCGAUCUGCUCUCAUGACUACUGCAUACACCACUGACACAUCAAAUGAUCAAAUUCUUGCCGUUGGAUCAAUCAAAGCAUCUGAUCCUUUCGACAUUGGUGCUGGCCACAUAAAUCCACUCAGAGCAAUGGACCCGGGGCUGGUUUACGAAAUGAAGCCAGAAGACUACCUCGUCUUUCUUUGUAACAUUGGCUACACCGAGGAUCAGAUCAGGAGCUUGGUUCUUCAUGACAUGAAUCGUACAAAGACAUUCUGCUUCCCCAGUUCCAGUAGAACAAGCAAUGCCAACCUAAACUACCCAUCCAUCACAGUUCUGAAUCUACAGAGGACCACCACGAUUACAAGGAAAGUCCGUAACGUGGGUGGUUGGGGGAAGAUAGCAGUUUACUUUGUGAGGGUGGUGAAUCCUCAGGGGGUGGAUGUGGUGGUGUGGCCUAAGCUCUUGAUUUUCUCACCUUUUAAGCAAGAACGUACAUUUUAUGUCACCCUCAUACCCAACAAGAUAUCCCAAGGCAGAUUUGAUUUCGGGGAGAUUGUUUGGUCCGACGGAUUUCAUCACGUUAGGAGCCCGCUGGUUGUCCUUGUUAACACUGCUACCACCGCAGCUACUGCUACGAUGGAUACUGCUGUUGGAGGCCAUGGAUUUCAAGCUAUUGCCAACAUUUAG
Molecule: messenger RNA, 2331 nt
Organism: Coffea eugenioides
Lineage: Eukaryota; Viridiplantae; Streptophyta; Magnoliopsida; Gentianales; Rubiaceae
Product: subtilisin-like protease SBT3.18
Exons: 11
Coding region: 1-2331 (776 amino acids)
Biological process (GO): proteolysis
Molecular function (GO): serine-type endopeptidase activity
Source: RefSeq, a predicted model, not a curated record